Molecule: messenger RNA, 2420 nt
Organism: Serinus canaria (Common canary)
Lineage: Eukaryota; Metazoa; Chordata; Aves; Passeriformes; Fringillidae
Gene: MPP2
Product: MAGUK p55 scaffold protein 2
Exons: 12
Coding region: 90-1721 (543 amino acids)
Cellular component (GO): plasma membrane; cell-cell junction
Molecular function (GO): protein binding
Source: RefSeq, a predicted model, not a curated record
CCCCUUAAAGGGGCCGAGCCCCCGCCGUCCCCCUCCCCACGCCGCGGGGGGGUCCCACCCGCGAGCGGGGUGGGUGUGCAAGCACGGCCAUGCAGCAGGUCCUGGACAACCUGAUGGGGCUCCCGGGGACCCCGGGGGUGGCGGACCUUGACCUCAUCUUCCUCCGCGGUAUCAUGGAGAGCCCCAUCGUCCGCUCCCUGGCCAAGGCGCACGAGCGGCUGGAGGAGCGGAAGCUGGAGGCGGUGCGCGGGGACAACCUGGCGCUGGUGCAGGAGAUCCUGCGGGACAUCGGGCGCCUGGCGCGGCCCGAGGCGCAGGGAGCGGCGGCGGAGCUGGCCCGGAUCCUGCGGGAACCGCACUUCCAGUCGCUGCUGGAGACCCACGACUCGGUGGCUGCCAAGAGUUACGACCCCCCCCCGAGCAGCCCCGGCCCGGAGGCCUCGCUGGGGUCGCAGCCCGUGCCCCCCGACGCCGUGCGCAUGGUGGGCAUCCGCAAGGCAGCCGGGGAGAACCUGGGGGUGACGUUCCGGGUGGAGCGGGGGGAGCUGGUGAUCGCCCGCAUCCUGCACGGGGGGAUGGUGGCGCAGCAGGGGCUGCUGCACGUGGGGGACGUGAUCCGCGAGGUGAACGGGAGAGAGGUGGGCAGCGACCCUCGGGCGCUGCAGGACAGCCUGCGCCACGCCAGCGGCAGCGUCGUGCUCAAGAUCCUGCCCAGCUACCAGGAGCCCCACCCGCCCCGCCAGGUGUUUGUCAAGUGUCACUUCGACUACGACCCGGCCACCGACAGCCUCAUCCCCUGCAAGGAGGCUGGGCUCAAGUUCAUGGCCGGGGACCUGCUGCAGAUCGUCAACCAGGAUGACCCCAACUGGUGGCAGGCGUGCCACGUGGAGGGUGGCAGCGCGGGGCUGGUGCCCAGCCAGCUGCUGGAGGAGAAGCGCAAGGCUUUCGUCAAGCGGGACGGGGAGGUGGCUCCCUCCUCAGGGGCCCUUUGUGGCAGCCUCAGCGGGAAGAGGAAGAAGAGAAUGAUGUACCUGACGACGAAGAACGCCGAGUUCGACCGGCACGAGCUGCUGAUCUACGAGGAGGUGGCGCGGAUGCCGCCGUUCCGCCGGAAAACGCUGGUACUGAUCGGGGCUCAGGGCGUGGGGCGCCGCAGCCUCAAGAACAAGCUGAUCAUGUCCGACCAGGCGCGCUACGGCACCACCAUCCCCUACACGUCCCGGAAGCCGAAGGAGAGCGAGCGGGACGGGCAGGGCUACCGCUUCGUGUCGCGGGGCGAGAUGGAGGCGGACAUCAAGGCGGGUCGGUACCUGGAGCACGGCGAGUACGAGGGGAACCUGUACGGCACCAGGAUCGACUCCAUCCGCGCCGUGGUGGACGCGGGCAAGAUGUGCAUCCUGGACGUGAACCCGCAGGCCGUCAAGGUGCUGAGGACGGCGGAGUUCGUGCCCUACGUGGUGUUCAUCGAAGCCCCCGGGCCCGAGAGGCUGCGAGCCAUGAACAGGGCGGCCCUGGAGAGCGGCGUGGCCACCAAACAGCUCACGGAGGCAGACGCCCAGCGCACGGUGGAGGAGAGCAGCCGCAUCCAGCGUGGCUACGGGCACUACUUCGACCUGAGCCUGACCAACGAUGACCUGGAGCGCACCUUCGGGCGGCUGCGGGAGGCCAUGGAGCACCUGCGCGUGCAGCCCCAGUGGGUCCCCGUCACCUGGGUCUAUUAGGGACCCCCGACCCCCCCUCUCAACCCCCCCAACCCACCUGGGGGGGCAGCUGGGGGCUGUGUCUCACCAUGAGCUUGCCGUGCUCACCCCCACGGGGGCAGGGGGGGGUUCUCUCCAGAGCCCCCCCAGGCUGAGCCCGACCCCUCUGUCCCCCCUGGUCUGCCCCAAAUCUGGGGAGGGGCAGAAGCGGCCGUGGGGUCUCAUGGGGGGCACAGCCCCCCCACAGCUGAGUCACUGCCAGAACCUGGGGAAGCCCCCCUGUCCCGGGUGGGGACCCCCGGAUUGGGGAUGGGGGGUGCGGGGUUUGGGGGGGGUCCCCUCCCUGUCCCCCAGGCCACAACCCCCCCUCAGGGACCCCCUUCCCCCCUUACCAGGGUGGAGGUCCCUCGCUGUCCCUCGUGUCCCCUGUCACCCCUUCCCAGGUAGCAAUAACCCCCGCCCCGUGCCCUGUAAUUAACCCUUAAUUAACCUUUAACCGACCUGGUAAUUAACCUUGUAAUUAACCCAGUGGGGGGAUGUGGCUGGGGACUCGCUGCGGAGGGUCUGGGGUGGUGACAGGGCGUGUCCCCAAGGGACAGGGACACGGGGGGUGCGGGGUGUGCCCCCGUGUCCCUCCUGCCCCGUGUCCCCUCAGUCCUUGUCGCCGUUCGCUCCUUUUUGGUACUUUGCUGUCGGUUUUAUUAAAGGAGAGAAAAAUGG